This is a messenger RNA of Fusarium pseudograminearum CS3096, 2937 nucleotides long. RefSeq lists its product as uncharacterized. The transcript is spliced from 2 exons. The record is from RefSeq and is a predicted model, not a curated record. Gene Ontology annotation, cellular component: MutLalpha complex. Gene Ontology annotation, molecular function: mismatched DNA binding; ATP-dependent DNA damage sensor activity; ATP hydrolysis activity. Bases 1 to 2937 code for a protein of 978 amino acids. Lineage: Eukaryota; Fungi; Ascomycota; Sordariomycetes; Hypocreales; Nectriaceae. Gene Ontology annotation, biological process: mismatch repair.
AUGUCAAUAUCUCAGCUACCGCCAUCUUCGGCACAUCGCCUGAGAUCCUCGCAUCAGCUUCCAGAUCCUCUUUCUGUUGUCAAAGAGCUUGUUGACAACAGCAUCGACUCGGGUGCCACUUCCAUUGAGAUCACAAUUGCGCCCAACACUGUCGACAAGAUACAAGUCCGAGACAAUGGCCGCGGAAUACAGAUUGAAGAUUUUCAAUUUCUAGGAUGCCGGUCUCAUACAAGCAAAAUCCGAAACUAUGACGAACUUCAUCAAAACGGCGGCAAAACACUAGGCUUUCGUGGCGAGGCCCUCGCCAGUGCGACUGAAACGGCGGCAAUCAAGAUCACAACUCGAACCGCACAAGAUCCAGUUGCAUCACUUCUGAUGUUGAAAGCAAAGACAGGCGGUAUUAGCAAGAAACAGCCAGUAUCUGGCACAAUCGGGACCACUGUCCAAGCUACAAACUUGUUUGAUAAAUUCACCGUCCGCAAACAGAAUGCUAUUAAGACGAGCCGAAGGUCUCUGGUUGAGAUCCAACGCCUCCUGGAAAGCUAUGCGAUAGCAAUUCCCCAUCUCAAGAUCUCAUUCAAAGUAUCCAGUCCUUCAACCCAGUCAUGGUCUUACUCUCCUUGCCCGCCAUCGAACACGCAAGAGGCCAUCACUCAGAUUUUCGGCCACACUCUUGCUGCUCAGCUUGUUGAGGUAUCGUUUGAUUCAAACGUUGAAUGUGACUCAACGGGGGUGCAACUGGGUACUUUGAGAAUCACGGCCCUUCUACCCCGACCUGGCAGCGAUGUUCAGGUCAUAAAGGGUAAGGGGGCUUUCAUCUCGGUUGACUCGCGGCCAAUUUCAUCUACAAGGAGCACUGGGAAAAAGCUGGUAUCCGUCUUCAAGUCGAGCAUUUCUAAAAUCAUUGGCUCGCCUGACAGUUCACGGGCGCCUGCAAACCCCUUUCUACAAAUCAGCAUCCAAUGUCCACCAGGCUCAUACGACCCCAAUGUGUCGCAGCUGAAGGACGAAGUGAUGUUUGACAACGAGCCAGCGGUUAUCAGUUGUUUUCAAGCUCUUUGCGACGCUAUCUACGUUAAGAAGGUUUCGGGCAGCAAAGGGAUGCAAAACAAAACUAUGCCAGCAGAGAAUAUCCAUACACCCGCAGCCGGAGCCUCGAAAGCCCCAAAAGCAAACAGAGGCGAGGGAAGAUUUCAGAACAAGACUGGGCAUGAAAGCUUAUCAUCCGACCAAGAUCUUAUCGAACCCCUUAAUGAUGAGUUCGAAAGGCUACUUGUUGGAAAUUCUGGCGCGUUUGGGAACAACGAGAGCACUAUUCCUAGCGCUUUCACCCGCUCUCCUUCGCCAAGCAAAACACGACAUCAAAUCAAUAAUGUGAUCAGCGACGCUAAUCAAAGCGAAAGAAUCCAGCAGAUGAUGAGGACGAAAUUGUGCAUCAAUCUUUCACGCAGGGACAGUGAUUCCACCGACAUCGAUGGCACAGGCGGGCUGGUUCCUGUCCAGGUAACACCCCGUCGGGCAGCCUCACCACCUAAAGAGCAAUUGUAUUCUCAUUCUCGUCGUAGGACGAUGACCCUAGGCCGCCGCUCAGAGGACAUUGGUUCUUAUUUUCACCCUGUGCAAGACAAGCCGAUCGUAAUCGCAACAGACGAAACCGCCACGCCUGAGAACACUCAACUCGGGAACAGUUUGGCGAGCCCUUCUGAGACUAAUCGUCGUGCACUGAAGGAAUUGACGCAGUCAGAGGUCAACACGUUUCAAGAGGAAGAGGAGGAGGAGGAGGAGGAUUUCAGCGACGGUGAAUCACUGGUAGAGCUCCCUCCUGCCGAGCCAGCUCUUGGACCUUCUCCUCGCACAUCUCCACGCCGUAUGGCCCCUCCCCGUAUGCCGAACAGCCCCUUCCGACCACUCACAAGGCUGCGGCAAUCCUCCAACCUUAACACGGGGCUGGAAUUGUUGCCAAAUCUACAAACUCCUCCGCCUUCAGACCCCAGACGUGUCGAUAAUUCAACUCGUCGUGAUUCGCGUCGUAACUCAGCCAACAUCUCAACCCAAGGCCAACGACCAUCUCAAAGUAGCAUGGUGUCGUCACCAAACAGAAUAGGCGACCAAGGACCGAGGCAAAGUCGCAUUCAUGUGGGAAAUGGACCGACUGCAUCCUACAACAGACGUCGAUCUGAACAAAUUGGACGUGGAAACGGAUUAGCCGGUCGCAGAAAUGCCCCGACCAGUCGCGACAGCUCGGACGCACACCUGAAGGACUGGUUACACAACGUUCACGCAAAUUCCGAAGACCAGGAAGCCUACUCGCACCCUAGGCUGUCUGUCGAGGCGCCACAGAGUCAAACACCUCUUGAUGAAGCUAGUGAACAACAGAAUGAUAUCCACUGGUCCCACUCCAUACAGGCGUUGCUGAUGAGAACACCGCCGCCACGAGACGAGAGGUCCGGUAAUGAAAUUCAGAAUGAGCAUUACCAAGUGCUGGAUCAUAGUCAAGACUCAUGUAAUGGAGACAUCAACCCGAGGCCAGCCAAACGACAACGACAUGACUCGAGCAUCACAGCUCCGACAGACGAAGAGCCAGACCCUAGACACCUUCUCAUCAAAAGACAACGCAUCCGUACAGGAGGAGGACAGCUGAAACGUGUUGCGUCGAAGAAGCUCCCGCUUGAAACAAUUCCUCAAGCCGAUCUCACUGUGAAUCUAUCCGCCAAUGCCAGGAUUCAAAUGAGCGCGCUCAUAAAUGCGGCUAUUGAAUUUAUGAGAUCAGGCCGAGCAGCUGAGCAGGAUUCUGCCAUACGGUUUGACAACAUGGCAGAAGUUGACAAAGUAGACGAGCUGUUGAGGCAUGCCACGGAAUCAUGGUUGAGCGGGGAUUCAUCAAUCGAGGUGGAGUACAUGCUGCGGUCUGGAGCGAAGGGCAAAUCGAAAGCGUGA